Molecule: messenger RNA, 564 nt
Organism: Phialemonium atrogriseum
Lineage: Eukaryota; Fungi; Ascomycota; Sordariomycetes; Cephalothecales; Cephalothecaceae
Exons: 2
Coding region: 1-564 (187 amino acids)
Source: RefSeq, a predicted model, not a curated record
AUGGCUUCUUCCGCUCCUUCUUCUUCACAAGCUCCUCCCGCACAAGCACCUGUCGCUCCGGCUCCUGCUCCUGGUCGUGCUGCUCAAAGCUCUCGCACCGCGAUCUGCCCCGAGUGCCAGGACUCGUUUGCCGAGAGGGCCCUGACGCGGCACAGGGCCACUCGUCAUGGGGUGAACAGGCGGACCUUCACGUGCGACAUCUGCAACAUGGAGUUCCCAAGAAACGACGCCCUCAGGGACCAUAGGGCGAACAGCCACGGGGUUCACAACCCCACGACAGCCGAACAGGACGAGGUCGACCCCAUCAAGGUCGGCCGAUACAACAAGACCGUGCUCGCCAACGGCAUCAUCGAGGCCAGCGAUGGCCUCAACACCAUCAAGCAGGACUGCCUAGCCCUCGGCGCCCGGGUCGCGGAUUUCCCGGACAUCAUGGUCCGGCACGGCGGUGACUCAUUCGGCGACCUCAUGGCGCUGAAGAAGCACGAGCUGGUCCAGAUGCUCCUGGAUCUCCGGAUCCUCCGCAGAACGUGGAGGGAGAACCAGCGGGGGCUGGAACAGAACUGA